Knipowitschia caucasica is the source of this 324-nucleotide messenger RNA. NCBI's taxonomy places the organism in Eukaryota, Metazoa, Chordata, Actinopteri, Gobiiformes, Gobiidae. The record is from the annotation of a GenBank genome assembly.
AUGCACGCGCGCCACACACAAAAACAGCCGCAGACCGCCAGGAUGGAAGCGCAGCCAGAGCCCCUCGCGUCAUCACCGAAUUACCGUUCCCUGCGCGCCGGGUCUGGCUGUUGCACACUCGGUUUGGUGGGCGCCAUCUUCCUCCUCCCUCCGCUUUGGGUCACACGCUCCUCCACUGCACCAGCAUCGUCUCUACCGCCUCAUCCCGACCCCCGCGAAGCCGAUCACCGCGAAGCCGAGCGCUUGCCCCGGUGCUCCGCCAUGCCCCCGGUGCUCUGCUGCUCUGUGCCCGGUGGAGGAUGGAUGGAUGCAGGAUGGUGCUGA